GAACACUGGAACAAAAAAGGAGCCCAAACAACCAAAGGCGGGAAGAAAGGGUUUGUUCUUCGCAGUUUUGAAAACCCUAAGAGAGAGAAAAAAGCUCAGAGAAAGAGAGAAUAAUGGCGCACAGAGAUGAACACCACGAAGCAACCGACGGUUUGGAGAACCUUUUGAAGAAAGCCAACCACGAUUUGACACUGGUUCAACUCAAGCUCGACAAGGAGUUUCAACAGACUUAUCCCGAAAAUGCAAAUCCAAUGAAAAUAGUUUCUAGAAUAAAAAAGCUUCAAGAAGAUCUAUUUACAUUGAAGGAUCAGUGUCGUGAGCUUUUGUCAGCCAAACAGGAUUUGAUUGAUAAAGCUAGGACUGUUAUUGUUGGGAAUAGAAACUCAAUCCAGAGAAUGCAAAAAUCAAUGGGUCUUACUCAAGUAGAUGAUUCUGGUGAUUCUGCUUUCGAAAACUUCAAUCAGAUCAUUGAUGAGUGGACUGUUCAAGUUAGAUCGAGAACAGGAGAUGAAAUUAAUGCUUCUGACCCUGAAGAUGUCAACAAAUUACUUUUCUCCGCUAUAGUUGAGAGUAACUAGACAACAAACUCUUCAAAUAAAUUUAUUGUGUUUAUGGAUGUAGGGAAAUAUACUAAAAUCUUGUUUGUGUAUGAGAAUGUAAUUAUGUUGGAAGUAGAUAAAAGUUUAAAUAUAUUCCAUUAUUUGAGUAAGAAGAUUAUAAGAUUUCAAUAUGUAACCAUUAUAAUACGUUUGUUCAUUGUAAAAUUUCAAUAUGGUAUUGAGGCGAGAUUGUGGGUACCUCAGCAUACAUGAAGCCAACAAAGUCCUUCGAAAUUGGGAAGGUGGCUUGACGACGCCUAUUUUCUAACCUAGGUUCUACUGGAGGUGAUCGCCUCGACCCAACUUCAUAACCUAUGGUUGUUGUAACACAAGUAUUCGACAUGAAUAAUGAACAUGGACAUAUCUCAGGGUACCUAAAACGAUUUCGUGAAAUUACGUUUAUUAUUCUAUUUUAUUCUUUAAAA
Messenger RNA from Cannabis sativa, 1024 nucleotides. RefSeq lists its product as uncharacterized. The transcript is spliced from 5 exons. The coding region runs from base 114 to 578 and encodes 154 amino acids. NCBI's taxonomy places the organism in Eukaryota, Viridiplantae, Streptophyta, Magnoliopsida, Rosales, Cannabaceae. The record is from RefSeq and is a predicted model, not a curated record. Gene Ontology annotation, cellular component: spindle microtubule; outer kinetochore. Gene Ontology annotation, molecular function: microtubule binding. Gene Ontology annotation, biological process: cell division; chromosome segregation; mitotic cell cycle.